UUCAUUUAUCUGAUGAAAACUUCAGAGUUCUCAGUCGGGGUGUUAUUAAUCAGGGUGUAUAAAGGUGUCAUAUGAUGAUAAUAGCUUACAGGAGAAAUAACUACGACUUUUGGGAUAAAUUCUUAGCUUGGGGGUUAAGGCGUGUUCUUCCGUUUAAGUUUCUUUUUUUCCUCCUUUUUGUUUUCUGUCCUGCGGCAUCACGACCCUCUCACUGCAGACUCCUCGCAGAGGCUGCUGGGGAGGUGGAGGCUCGCUCUGACCGGGCAUCCGAGGCGAACCCCCGCCUUGUGCAACACAUCCACUAUUCUGCGGUAAAGAUGGCGGCGUCAGAGGGGGCGCGCAGCGGCUGGACCACGGCAAAAAGGAUUUGAUUGUCUCCUUUUUCCAUCGAGUCCAGCUCGCGGAGUGUUGUAAUUUGGUCAUACGGUACGAACUGUACCGCUGCGGUAAAGAAAACCGUGUCACGCGCUGAGGUUGCGGUUUUAUUGUUGCAGGGUGGGUUUCACUCGUAGCGGCUAACCUUAGCUAACGGGCUAGCUAGCUAACUCGGGCUAGUUCACGUUAUCUCAGUGAGGAGGGUGUUGAGGAAGAGAAUUCGGGCCAGUCUGUUCCAUCUUGGGGGGGAUGUGAACCAGAAGCGCGCGGGGGGUUUGCUUGCUUCGUCCCAAACGACCUCACAACAAACUACCGGGAUGGGACAGCAGGUAGGCCGCGUUGGUGAGGUUACAUCGACCGGACUGCAGCCACCACAACCCCACGCUCCCCAACCGCAGCCGGGGAGGGGGAACCGGGGGAGCGGAGCCGGGAGAAGACCCCGGGAACCAGGCUGUAGCACAGGGACACCGCCAGGCAGGGCAGCCUCUGCCAACGUGCCCGACCCAGGGAUCAAUAUAUUCACCCAACAUUCAGAAGCUCUGACAGAGGCUGUGCGCUGGAGCUCCAAGGAGAACCUUCUGGGGGCGGCUGAGAGCGACCCUAACCUCUUCGUUGCACUUUAUGACUUCGUUGCUAGUGGAGACAACACACUCAGCAUCACUAAAGGUGAAAAGCUGCGUGUGCUGGGCUACAACCAGAAUGGAGAGUGGAGCGAAGUCCGGUCCAAGAACGGUCAGGGUUGGGUUCCCUCCAACUACAUCACACCCGUCAACAGUCUAGAGAAGCAUAGCUGGUACCACGGGCCCGUCUCCCGCAGCGCUGCAGAGUAUCUUCUGUCCUCCCUGAUCAACGGCAGUUUCUUAGUGCGUGAAAGUGAAAGCAGUCCCGGGCAGCUGUCCAUCUCCCUGCGCUACGAGGGCAGAGUGUACCACUACCGGAUCAACACAGGCACCGAUGGAAAGGUUUAUGUGACAUCCGAAAGCCGGUUUGCUACUUUAGCCGAGCUGGUCCACCACCACUCCACCGUACCCGAUGGCCUGGUCACCACCCUGCACUACCCCGCACCCAAAUGCAACAAGCCCACAGUGUACGGCGUGUCGCCCAUCCACGAUAAGUGGGAGAUGGAGCGCACAGACAUCACUAUGAAGCACAAGCUGGGAGGGGGCCAGUAUGGGGAGGUGUACGUCGGAAUGUGGAAGAAAUACAACCUGACUGUGGCUGUCAAAACACUAAAGGAGGACACGAUGGAAGUUGAAGAGUUUCUAAAAGAGGCGGCAGUCAUGAAAGAAGUGAAACACCCAAAUCUCGUUCAGCUCCUAGGUGUGUGUACUCUGGAGCCUCCGUUCUACAUCGUGACCGAAUACAUGCCGCACGGAAACCUGCUGGAUUAUUUGAGAGAUUGUGACAAAGCCGAGGUGAACGCCGUGGUGCUGCUGUACAUGGCCACACAGAUCUCCUCUGCUAUGGAGUACCUGGAGAAGAAGAACUUCAUACACAGGGAUCUUGCGGCGAGGAACUGCCUGGUUGGGGAAAAUCAUGUCGUGAAAGUGGCAGACUUUGGUCUCAGUCGGCUGAUGACCGGUGACACCUACACCGCCCACGCCGGAGCCAAGUUCCCUAUUAAAUGGACGGCCCCGGAGAGUCUGGCUUACAACACUUUCUCCAUCAAGUCAGACGUCUGGGCGUUCGGAGUGCUGCUGUGGGAAAUCGCCACCUAUGGCAUGUCCCCGUAUCCCGGCAUCGAUUUGUCGCAGGUGUACGAUCUUCUGGAGAAAGGUUAUCGCAUGGGACAGCCCGAGGGAUGUCCGCCGAAAGUUUACGAACUCAUGAGGGCAUGCUGGCAGUGGAAUCCUCUAGAAAGACCUUCGUUUGCAGAAAUCCAUCAAGCUUUUGAGACGAUGUUCCACGACUCCAGCAUCUCUGAAGAGGUAGCAGAGGAGCUCUGUAAGACGGAGUCGCGGCAGAGUCACAGCGGCCCGCUGCACUCCUUCGGCCACGACAUGCCCCUGCUGCCCUCCAAGUCCCGCUCGCUCCACAAGCACACGGAAAACAAGGAGAACAUCGAGGGGGGGCUGGACGCUCGCUCCGACCCCGGCGGCCACUCAGGCUGGGCGCCACCGUUGCUCGGCGGCGAUGGCCGAUUUGGCAGCUCCCCGGCGCUCCCCAGGAAGCAGCAGCCGCGGGACAAAUCUCCCGGCAGCCUUUUGGAGGACGCCCAGGACAUGGGUACGUUCACCAGAGACCGCAAGACCGGCUUCUUUAGCUCCUUCAUCAAAAAGAAGUCGUCGUCCUCCUCCUCGCAGACGUCCCAGCAGCAGAACCUCCCCACGCCCCCCAAGAGAAGCAGCUCCUUCCGGGAGGAGACGCAGCCUCACAAGAAGUACGAGCCCACAGCGGACUUCAGCGCUCCUCUCCCCCUGCCGGACGGCGUCGGGGGGUUCUCUCCUUCCCACUCCCACGGGGAGCCCAACCAGACGCAGUCCCGCUGCUGUGGUGCAGCGUUCGGCCAGAAACCCUCCAGCGGAAGCUUCAGUUCGCAGCUGACCAGCGGGAGCAGCUGGGGGGGGCUGGCCGGCUUUUUCACCCCGAGACUCAUCAAAAAGACGCUGGGGCUGCGCACCGGGAAGACGGCCUCCUCCGAGGACGGCGGUAGUUUAGGCACAGGACCAAAGCCUUUCCCGAGGUCCAAUUCUACCUCCUCCAUGUCGGCGGGACUGCCGGACCUGGAGCGCAUGGCGCUGACCUUACCCAGAAACCACAGCGCCAAGCCCCUCCUGGAGAGGACGGCCUCCACCACCUCCCAGCCGGAGAACGGGGCCGCCAGGACCUCCGAAACGCUGCUGAAGAGGAUGGACGAGGGCACGGCGCAGAUCAGGGAGAGGCCCAAAGCCAAGCUGCUGCCCCGCGGGGCCGCCGCCAGGGCACCGGGGGUCGGAGGGGAGGCAGGCUCUGACGGCAGGACCAGAGAGGGGAAGGAGGACAGUCCGGGUCAAAGCUGGUCCUCCCCCUCUAAGAGCUCCGGUUCCAGCACCCACAACCACAAAGUUCCCGUCCUGAUCUCCCCCACCCUGAAGCACAGCCCCGCCGACGUGCACCUGGUGGGGCUGGACUCUCAGGGGAACCGCUUCAAACUGCUGUCCGAGAGCCAGGGGGACAAGGACCGCCCCCGGCUGGUCAAACCCAAGUGUGCUCCACCUCCACCUCCCACCCUGCGCAGCCUGCAGCCCGCCUCCAGCGGCGGCGAGGACCAAGCGCCCGCAGAGAUGAACGGAGACACGCUGAAAGGUCACAGGUCGGGGCGAGCGUCCGGAGGAACGAGCAGACCGUCAGUGCCACCACCUCAAGUGCCUCCUGCUUCUUCCUCCUCGUGCCCCGCCAGCGCCAACACAACCCCCACCAAAAUGGCCAACGGCGCCGCCACCACCACUGCUUCCUUGCACAUAGCGACGCCCGUCAGUUCGAAGGGCGCCUUGCGCCGCGUCCGGCAGCAGGCGGAGCGGGUCCCCUUGGAGCGGGUCAGCCGGGAGGCCCUGCUGGAGUGCGCUGAGGGACUGAGCAGCGCGCUCCACGCCAGCUCCGACAGCCCCUCCAGCAGCCAGGUUCUGGACGCCGGCCACCAGCUCUUAGACUACUGCUCAGGUUACGUGGACUGCAUCCCUCUGACCCGGAACAAGUUCGCCUUCCGAGAGGCUGUGGGCAAGCUGGAGCUCAGCCUGCAGGAACUCCGAGCCUCGUCCUCCACGAGUGGGGGGCCGAGCAACGUGGGGCCCAACGCCGUGUUGGACAACCUGCACAGCUGCAUUAAAGAGAUCAGUGACGUCGUCCAGAGGUAGCCACUGUGACGUCACUGAUCCCCACUCUGGACACUCGGCAGUUUUUCACGGACCUGGUUCUAACCAUAGCUUUUUUUUUUUUUUU
This is a messenger RNA of Oryzias melastigma (Indian medaka), 4293 nucleotides long. It is a transcript of the gene abl2, whose product is annotated as c-abl oncogene 2, non-receptor tyrosine kinase. Gene Ontology annotation, biological process: regulation of apoptotic process; protein phosphorylation. The coding region runs from base 693 to 4208 and encodes 1171 amino acids. The record is from RefSeq and is a predicted model, not a curated record. Lineage: Eukaryota; Metazoa; Chordata; Actinopteri; Beloniformes; Adrianichthyidae. The transcript is spliced from 11 exons. Gene Ontology annotation, molecular function: non-membrane spanning protein tyrosine kinase activity; ATP binding; protein binding.